AUGUGGAUAUUGCCGGUUCUUUUUGUCGGAAAAAUAGCUGCAGAAUCGGUAUGCGAUUGGAAGAAAUGCCACAGAAAUCGAGUCUGCGAGAGGGGACGAUGUCGUCGACCGACUGCAAGGACAGUUUGCGAUCUUGGCUACAUCCCUAACGCUGCUGGGGAUUGUGUGGUCAAUCCAUGCAUCGGUCAUGCUUGCCACAAUAAUGCAAAUUGCAAUGCUCUGCCGAAAGAAGAUAAUGAGAACGAAUACGAAGCAGUUUGUCAGUGCAAAGAUGGUUACAUUGGAGACGGAACAAUGAGCUGUACAUCUGACUUCUGCGGGCUUGGGCGACACAAGUGCGGUGCCUUCGCCGAGUGCAAAACACUUGACGCUUUGUACGAUUACGACUACGAGUGCUAUUGUAUCGACGGUUACGUUGGCUUUGGCUCUAGACAUCGAGACACUGGCGGAAGCGGUUUCAGAAGAGACUGCAUGCCUUUUCCUUGUGACGCCAAAAAUACGCCUCCUACAGAUCCAGACUAUGAAAUCUACCUACCAACAAAUCUGAACGACGGCUUCAAUUGGUAUUCCGCCCAGCAGAUGUGCCAAGAAAAAGGAAUCGGCUGGGACCUGGCCGUGAUCGAAACAGAAGCCGAAGAAGUUUCGAAGUCUUCUGACGACUUUGAAGAUGUCUUUGGCGACCGACCAGUGGUCAUCAACGAUAAGUGGGCGACGGGCGAACCAAAUUUGACUGAAGAAAAAGCUGCUUGUGUCCGAAUGAGAGUCGGUCAAUUCAGCGAUGGCAACUGCCGCGCUUCCCGCUACGGCUCCAAGCAUACGAUCGCUUCGAUGGGCUACGUUUGCGAGCGGCAUGCUGCCAAGCCAGCUCCUGGAAUCCGCUGCGAAACGAAAAACGACAACGAUCGAGUUGAACCGUUCGAGACCAAGGCCGGAUGUCCGGCGCCGUCUUGUUUCGGCGGUAGCGGCUUUCAAAUCGUCGAUGCGUGGAGAAAACGGGACCAGGGAACUUAUGCUUUCAACUAUGGAUUCACAGCGGCUUUUUUUCUCGGGACGGAUGCGCAUGACGCUGAUGGUGCUUCGAUUAUGAUGCGGUUCGCAAGAGGGAAUAGGCAACACAAUAUUCAGACGUGGAACUUGAAGUUCUGGGGAUUCUACAAUGAGAACAGGGAUGUUCUCUUUCAUACAAAGUACUGGUCAACAGAUCGUCUCGAUCGUCGAUCAGUAAUCGUCACAGUCGAAAAUCUCAACACUCCCGAUUAUCCCGAAGUCUUUUUCUGGAAAAACCGCAUCACUCGUCAUCGCUGCUUCAUGCCCGAAUUCGCCCGUUCCAGGCCUCAGUCGCUUGAAAACAUCGCCCGCCACCUCAAACCCGAGCUGGAAGAUUUGGAAGAAAUCCGCCAAGUCAGUUUCCGAAACGGCCGUUUCCGAAAAAUCAAGACCUAA
Molecule: messenger RNA, 1443 nt
Organism: Oikopleura dioica
Lineage: Eukaryota; Metazoa; Chordata; Appendicularia; Copelata; Oikopleuridae
Source: the annotation of a GenBank genome assembly